Messenger RNA from Penicillium vulpinum, 1536 nucleotides. RefSeq names its product general substrate transporter. The coding region runs from base 1 to 1536 and encodes 511 amino acids. Gene Ontology annotation, molecular function: carbohydrate:proton symporter activity. NCBI's taxonomy places the organism in Eukaryota, Fungi, Ascomycota, Eurotiomycetes, Eurotiales, Aspergillaceae. The transcript is spliced from 5 exons. The record is from RefSeq and is a predicted model, not a curated record. Gene Ontology annotation, biological process: carbohydrate transport; transmembrane transport. Gene Ontology annotation, cellular component: membrane.
AUGGCCACCACUCAAAUGUCGGCAGCGGCCAAUGCUCUCGCUGAAUGGCGAGCCAUUGGAAUCUGUCUUUUUAUUACCAUUGCUGCGUUCCAGUUUGGGUUUGAUUCUUCCUAUUAUUCAGGUAUCCUGGCAAUGGAGCCCUUCAUCAAGGCUUAUGGCCAAUACGAUAGCGCGACUGGCGGUUACAUUCUCAGCUCGAGUAUGCAGUCCCUCACUUCCAGCAUCAUCAAUGUCGGUGAAAUCGUCGGCGCUCUAUCAUCGUACCUGGUAGAUGAUAAAAUUGGUCGCCGAGGAGGGUUGUUCGUAUCUAGUGCCUUCGUGGCUGCAGGCACAAUCUUCCAGGUUGCUGCCGAUAAACUGGCCCUGUUGAUUAUUGGGCGUCUCCUUCUAGGCUAUGCUGUGGGUCUGAUCUCCUGCUUAGUUCCAUUGUAUGUCGCAGACUGUGCUCCGACAAUGUUCCGCGGAGCCCUGGUCUCGCUGUACCAAUUCGAUGUGGGCUUGGGUUUACUCCUUGGUGUAGUUGUCGAUAACGCCACCAAGGGCCGAGCGGAUACUGGUUCAUAUCGCAUUCCAAUGGCAGUCCAGCUCGUCUUCCCCCUCGUCUUGGUCCCUGGCCUGAUCUUCCUUGCUCCCGAAUCCCCACGGUGGCUGCUGUCGAAGGGCAAAACUGAGAAAGCUAGAAGCGCCCUACAGCGCUUGCACGGCAAUCGCCCUGACCUGAUCGAAAGUGAAAUUCUGCAUAUGACACAACUGAUUGAGGAAGAACGCCGAGUUGAGGGUUCUUGGCGGGAUCUACUGUCCUGGAAUGUUGAUGGUCGCAAAGCCUACCUGGGAAUGGCCCUUCAAGCAUGGCAACAAGCCUCCGGCAUCAACUUCAUCACCAGCUACGGCAUCAUCUUCUUUGAGACCAUCGGAAUCACGAAUUCGUUCCUGAUCCAGAUGGGUCUGUAUCUUGUCGCAAUGCCCGCUGUGUGGUUCAACCAGUACACCGUAGAGCGCUUUGGUCGCCGCGCGAUGCUGCUGAUCUCAUGCGCCUUGGUUGCUAUUGUUCUGAUGAUUGUCGGCGGAGCAGGAACUGUACCUGUGAAGAGUUUGGCGCUGGACCGAACUAUCGUGGCCAUGGUAUACAUAUUCAUGUGUGUCUUUAACCUUGCCCUAGGCCCGGCCGUUUGGGUUGUUACUUCAGAGAUCUCUACUGGGCCGAACCGCAGCAGGCUUAUGGCAACCUCGACUGGUACCAACUGGUUCUGCAGCUGGAUGGUCACUUUCACCUUCCCAUACCUGUUCAAUGCAGACUCAGCCAACCUCAGUGCCAGGGUUGGAUUUAUCUAUGGCAGCUUGAUGGUUGCAGCCGCAGUCUGGGUAUUCUUCUUCCUGCCCGAGACGUCUGGCCGGACGCUCGAGGAGAUCCAUGUAAUGUUCCAGCAGGGCGUACCGGCUCGGAAGUUCAAGUCGCACACAAUCGUCGACAUGGCCUGGCAGGGCACUUCCGACGAGAAGGAAGGGGCCUAUGCCACCGAAAUCGAUAAGUGUUGA